GACAGACGCUGGUUGGACCGAGAUUAUGGCAGUUUUUCUUGGCUGUUUCGUAUCCCCCUCUACCGUACAAUGGCGGAAUGACAAAUGAAGCCAUUGAGGUGGUUUCUCUCCCAUAUUGAGCAGGAUUUCCCCAUUCUGCACUGUGUGAUGAGUGUCUCAUUAUGUGGCCGAAGACGAACUAUAAUUGGACCGAAGUUAUGGCAGUUUUUCUUGGUUGUUUGGUAUGUGCCUCGACUGUACAAUGGCGGGAUGAAGAAUGAAGUCAUUGAGGCGGUUUCUCCCUCAUUUUGAGCAGGAACUGUUCCCAUUCUUCGCUGUGACGAAAUGUGUCCAUUUUGUGGUUCACAACAAACGCUAUUGAACCGAGGUUAUGGCAGUUUUUGCAGCACUAGACUGGUUCCCAAACCAUUGCCCACUGAUCUAUAAAUGUUGUAAUUGCAGGUUACCAGACGUGUAGCUAGCUGCUGCAUGCACACAACAUCCAAAACACCGCGGCAGGUUUUCAAGCAACAAGAUAGGGUAUCCCAGUUCUUGCAACAUCAAGAUGCCACUGCCAGCAGCACUAGCAGCACGACUAAAGAAAAGAGGAAUUAUACAGGACAACACCACCCCACAAGACCCCCAUGAGGAAAUCCUAGCUCAAGACUAUUCGGAUGACGUAUCCUCACAGCAGAAAGCGCCCUCGGGUGGUGAGGAUACAGUGGUGGCCCCAACAGCCGGGGAGAACCUUCCACAGGGCUGGUUUAAGGUCAAAGAUCAUGUGAGUGGUUAUUACUAUUACUGGGAUGCAGACAAAGACUUGGUGUCAUGGCUGUCCCCAGUUGACCCCAAGGCCCAGAUCUCUCUGCCGGCUGCCAAGUUGCAAGAAGUCCAGGACCGCAAGGCCAUGACACAGCCGCAGCCCCAACCCCAGCCCCUACCGCCCGGCACGGAAGUCAGAAGUGCGGACGAAAUAAGGCACGAGAGGCCCACGAUUGGCCAGAUUGGCCCGAUCGGUCCAGUGCGGCCGGGAGCUGAGCCCAAAAGACACGCAGAGAGACCUUCACCCUACCAGAAACCACAACGAGAAGACAGAGAUUCACACAGGCAACGGAGGAAGAAAGACGAUGAGCUUGAUCCCAUGGACCCCAGUGCCUACUCUGACACACCAAGGGGUAACUGGUCCUCCGGUCUUCCCAAGACGAAUGAAGCCAAAACGGGAGUGGACACCACAGCGAACGGACCUUUGUUUCAGAUGCGGCCCUACCCCAACCCAGGUGCAGUCUUACGAGCAAACGCAGGGAAGAACCCAGGAAAUUAAGCUCAUGAAUCAGCCACAGAUAUUUGUCUUUUUGUGUUGUUAUUUAUAUGGCAUACCAGAUGACUGUUCCAUGUGUGAUUCCGAUUCAAAGCUGCAAGGUUAUCAUGAAACAGCCACUGUAUUUUUUGUGAGUCUUUUACCCAUAUAUUUUAGCUAGCCAUAUUUGGCUGUCCAAACAUGAAACAGCUACGGAUAUUCGUCAAGUUUUGUUGUAUGGCAUGCCAGAUGACUGUUUCAUGUAUGUUUCCGAUUCAAAGGUGCAAGAGGUUACCAUGAUAAAGCCAAUGUAUUUUUGUGU
Patiria miniata (bat star) is the source of this 1598-nucleotide messenger RNA. RefSeq names its product polyglutamine-binding protein 1-like (gene pqbp1). The transcript is spliced from 8 exons. Gene Ontology annotation, cellular component: cytoplasm; nuclear body. The record is from RefSeq and is a predicted model, not a curated record. Gene Ontology annotation, molecular function: ribonucleoprotein complex binding; protein binding. NCBI's taxonomy places the organism in Eukaryota, Metazoa, Echinodermata, Asteroidea, Valvatida, Asterinidae. Bases 545 to 1300 code for a protein of 251 amino acids. Gene Ontology annotation, biological process: alternative mRNA splicing, via spliceosome.